Molecule: messenger RNA, 2171 nt
Organism: Trichosurus vulpecula (common brushtail)
Lineage: Eukaryota; Metazoa; Chordata; Mammalia; Diprotodontia; Phalangeridae
Gene: OTUB1
Product: OTU deubiquitinase, ubiquitin aldehyde binding 1
Exons: 7
Coding region: 38-853 (271 amino acids)
Biological process (GO): negative regulation of double-strand break repair; protein K48-linked deubiquitination
Cellular component (GO): nucleus
Molecular function (GO): cysteine-type deubiquitinase activity; ubiquitin binding
Source: RefSeq, a predicted model, not a curated record
AACCCGGAAGUAGUCGUGGGUGCGGCGCUGUUUAAAGAUGGCGGCGGAGGAACCUCAGCAGCAGAAGCCGGAGCCGCUGGGAAGCGACUCCGAAGGAGUUAACUGUUUGGCCUACGAUGAAGCCAUCAUGGCCCAGCAGGACCGAAUUCAGCAAGAGAUUGCUGUUCAGAAUCCACUGGUCUCCGAGCGCCUGGAGCUCUCUGUGCUUUACAAGGAGUACGCGGAAGACGACAACAUUUAUCAACAGAAGAUCAAGGACCUACACAAAAAAUACUCCUACAUCCGAAAGACCAGGCCCGAUGGCAACUGCUUCUACCGAGCCUUCGGGUUCUCCCACCUGGAGGCCCUUCUGGAAGACAGCAAGGAGCUGCAGAGGUUCAAAGCCAUCUCUGCCAAGAGCAAAGAGGGCCUGGUAUCUCAGGGCUUCACUGAGUUCACAAUUGAGGAUUUCCACAACACGUUCAUGGACCUGAUCGAGCAGGUGGAGAAGCAGACCUCCGUGGCUGAACUGCUGGCCUCCUUCAAUGACCAGAGCACCUCCGACUACCUGGUGGUUUACCUGCGGCUGCUCACAUCAGGCUACCUGCAGCGUGAAAGCAAAUUCUUCGAGCACUUCAUUGAGGGGGGACGGACCGUCAAGGAGUUCUGUCAGCAGGAGGUGGAGCCCAUGUGCAAGGAGAGUGACCACAUCCACAUCAUCGCGCUGGCACAGGCCCUUGACGUCUCCAUCCAGGUGGAGUACAUGGACCGCGGCGAGGGUGGCACCACCAACCCCCACGUCUUCCCGGAGGGCUCGGAGCCCAAGGUGUAUCUACUGUACAGACCCGGACACUACGACAUCCUUUACAAAUAGGUGGGAUGGCGCCCCGGGCCUUGCCCGCCGCCGCCUGCCCCUCCCCCCUCUCCCUGCUAACAGGCGUUAGACGUGUACAGAGGUUUUUGUGGUUGUAAAUGGUAAUAUUUCACUCCCCCUUUCCCCUCCCUGUCACCUAUGACCUUGCGUGUUUUAUUAAAGGGGAUGCUGGUGGAGAGGCCACGUGUGCGUGCCCGUGUAUCGCUGCUGUGUGCGCCCUGGCUCUGGCUGCCCACUGCCUGUUUCAUGCUUCUCCUGGGCCUGGGGCCCCUUUCUUGUUUGUGGGGCCCUUGUUCCAGGUCUAGCCAAGCCUUGAGGGUUGGGGCAAGUCCAGCUCCCAGCAGCCAAACCCAGGAGGAGAUGGCCCAUCAGGGUGGGGGCGCUGAGGGGGGCCACCCUGCACAUUCUUCCGCUGCCCUCUGGGGGGCUUCUUCCAAGGACCAUCGUGCUGGGAGAUGAUGCACUGCUUUUGUUUCAGUAACUGGAUCUCCUCCUGAUACCACAGCCCCCUUCCCUUGGGGUCUGCAGGGUCUUUAGCCCUAACUAACUGUGCUUCCACGUGGUGGUCUGCCUGCCCUGGUGCUGACCCAGGUUCGAUCCCUGCCAGACACUCGGCCCUGCAGAUGGAGGGCCAGGUGAUGCCUUUGGCCCUGGCCGGGGAGGCGCCCCCGGCUGCCUCUGCUCUCCCUUUUACUGCUGCUGCUCCUGUCCUGGUGCCUGCCUUGGUCUUGCUUCUUAGAAGGUUGGCUUGUUCUUAGCUCUGCCCCCAGCAGAGGGCACUGCCACUCUGUAGCAGCAUGGUGCAACCCCAUCCUCUGUGCCCUGGCUGCUGGGGUAGCAGGGCGUGCCCCCCUGGCACUUCUCCCCCCCCCCCCAACCCUCUGCAGCGCCGUCUCCUGGUCCUGACCCGGGGGCUUCACCAUCAUCCCCAGGCCCUAGGUGGGCACCACACCUCCAAGAGGCUGCCUGGCCAUGGAGGGGAGGAGCCCGAUGCUCUAGCUGCCUCCAGCCUACCCAGCUCCCCCGAGCUCUUGCCUUUCUCUCCCUCCCCUGCUUUGGCUUGCUGGGCCUCAGCCAGUGUUUUUCUGUUCUCUUCUGAGUUCUCCAAUUCUUCCAGCAAGGGGAAGGGCGGGUGGAUCUCCCUCUCCCCCACCCCCAGAGCGCCGUCCGAGCCACAGAAAACCACCCCCCUCCCCCAAAGAAUGGUUUGUCUGUCUCCUCUUAGACUGUAAGCCCCACGAGGGCAGGGAGCGUGGCUGUGUGUUCUGUGCAACUGUAUUGCGCCUCAAUAAAUGUGAACUAAUUGUUGGCAAACAGG